GACACCGCCCAUUUUGCUCAGUUUUUUCGUUCUCCAAAAUUGCUUAUAAAGAGGACGUGUGACCGGAUCACGACAGGACCGUGUUUGUUCCAAGUUUCGAGUACGUUCAACGUGACGAUAUGACAGCUGUCUUGUUACAGCAACGUUGUUCCCGGGCCUCACGUCGAAAUCUGCCUGGCCUGCUUCUUUCUUAUGUAUCGAACUGAGUUAACUUCUCAUCUGGCAAACGCGCGCUCGCAAAACUAAUGGAAUGAAUUCUCAUGACUCUUUAUCGCUGCGUACGGCACGCUAAGAAGGGGAUCGACUUGUCGGAAAGAUCCCGCCGUUCUAUGAUACAUUGGUAACCGGCAGCCGCCCCCAGAGUCUCAUGGGUGUUGUUUGUGUACGUAUGCUAUCCUUUCUCCAUCUGUCAAAGUGAUAACUGACGGAAGAACUGGAAACAAAACUCCCAUUCUGUGCGAGACAGAUCUGAAAUUUGCAUAAAUGUACGGGCACAUGUCAUUCAUGUGGCAACGGGUAGGAUUGAACCUUCCCUCAAUCCACGAUUGAGCCGGCCCAGGCUGAUCUUGGCGUGGAUUGAUGUGCUCAAUGCGAUCUUUCGGUUGACACAUGACAGGCCAAUCCUUCUUAUCCACCGGGUUUUCAGGUCCUCCAGCGGUUCAGGUUCGUAUCAUUAAGAAGUUUGGAGCCAUAUUUAUGGUGUGAUCAGUGCCUCACCGUCAGACCACCAGAAGAUGUUCUGAACCUUGAUCUUGCAACCCCUUGAUAGCUGAAAACUGUGUGAAGAUGGCAUCUUUGAGCCCUCCUUUUAAUGCUGGAAAUCACUGCGAAGUUCUUUCAGGCCCUUCUUCGACCUCUAGUGCACCAUGUCCGACGUAAAGGUUGAUACUCUGAGCAGCAUCGAGAAGGCAGUCGAAUCUACUCCACCGUCUGAGCGGAGUAGCACACCAGAGCUAACCUAUCCCGAGGGUGGCUUGAAAGCUUGGUUGGCUGUGCUCGGAGCUUGGCUGGUCCAAUUCUCGACCUUCGGCUACACGCAAUCGUUCGGAGUGUUCCAAGACUUUUAUGUUCGGGACUUCCUGAAUAAUAAAACAUCGUCCGAUAUCAGUUGGAUUGGAAGUAUUCAAGUCCUGCUAGUAUUGUCCAUAGGUUUUCUUACUGGAUACGGCCUCGAUAGAGGAUAUUUCUAUCUCCUUAAUACAAGCGGCAGUGUCUUGCUUGUGUUCUCCCUCUUCAUGCUAUCGCUGGCUCACCCUCACCAGUGGUAUCAGGUCUUCUUGGCGCAAGGACUCGGUGCUGGUCUAGGUGUAGGCCUGACCUAUGUGCCUGCAUUGGGUAUUCUCUCGCAUUACUUUGAGAAACGUCGGGCUCUUGUAAUGGGUAUUGCCUCAUCUGGGUCUUGCAUCGGAGGCAUCGUUCAUCCUAUAAUGCUCAAUCGUCUCUUUGAGUCGGUCGGGUUUGCUAAAGGUGUGCGAGCAAGUGCGGGGCUGAACCUUGGCGUGCUUUUCGUCGGUUGUGCACUCAUCAGAACCCGGUUGCCUCCCAAGCAAGGCAUCGGUGCGUCUGCGAUUUGGUCACAAUCCAGACGCUUCGUGAAGGAUCCAGCCUAUGUCCUUACGCUCAUCGGGUCGUUCCUUAUCGUUCUCGGAAGUUUCUUCCCAAUUUUCUUCCUGCAACUCGAUGCCAUUACUCGUGGUCUCAGCCCCGCAUUCGCAUUCGAUACUCUUGCAAUCUUGUAUUCCGGGUCCUUCUUUGGACGUAUAAUUCCCUCUUGGCUUAGUCGACGCUUCGGGUUAUUCAACACCAUGAUCAUAUGUACGACCGGUAUUGUCGCAAUGCAAUUCGGCAUGAUCGGUGUCACGACAGUGGGCAGUACCAUUGCCUUUGGUAUCCUCUUCGGAUUCUUCUCUGGCGCCUUUGUCGCCCUAAUCUCACCCAUGCUAGCCUUGUUCGCCGAGGAUAUAUCUGAAGUAGGAGCCCGUAUGGGAAUCUGUCACUUGCUUAACGGCAUUGGCGGUUUCUUAGGUGUUCCCAUUGGUGCGGCGCUCUUGGGUGCCCAAAAUCGUUGGUGGAGGCCAAUCGUAUUCAGCGGCUGCUGUGUAGCAGUCGGUACUGGCCUGUUCAUAAUGGCUCGGAUGCUACUCGUAAAGCGCAGGGGAACUAAUUUCCUUUGAACGAUAUUCACGCAACUUAGGAUCUUGAUGUAUACGAGGUUGACUAUACUCAUUUUAAUGCUGUAAUGUUUAGGCUACCUGCUCUAGUACGUAGUAUGACAGUUUUGUUUGGAUUCUGCGAUACAGUAGCCUUUAGAAUGUUACUUUGUUUGUUUCGUUCUUGCCAUAGGCCGCAACGAUCACGAUCGUACGGUGUCGAUCAAAAGUAGAAAUUAAUGAUCCACCGUUAUGGCCCGUCCUACCGCCUAAGAUGA
Somion occarium is the source of this 2428-nucleotide messenger RNA. Lineage: Eukaryota; Fungi; Basidiomycota; Agaricomycetes; Polyporales; Cerrenaceae. The record is from the annotation of a GenBank genome assembly.